GAUUGAUCGGCCAUUUUCCAUCAGCAGCAUCAAAGCAUCUUUUUCCACCGCCAGGGAAAGGUUUGUAGCUGGAUAAUGCGUGUGUGAAAGAAUUAAUUCUCUCCACCCCACCCGCGUGUAGAUUGUGUUGUGUUGUGAAUACACACAAAAAAGCGGCGAAAAGUGUAAUUGUUUCUAGUGGAAAUUGUGUUGAACUAAAGUGUGCCGCUGCUGCAGUUUUGUUUGAGUACGAAGAUGAGCGCGGUUGACGAGAGAACGAUUUACGCAAAGCUCGAAGCGAUGAAAGACAUUCGCUCCAAAACGCUACAGCUGGAAAAGCUGAAGCUGAAAAUUAUCCGCGAGGUGGAGAACGGCGAUGCGGAGGAAAAAUGUCUGUCCGAGUAUCGGCGCGAGCUGGAGCUGCUGAUGCAGGAGAAGAUGAGCCAUGUGGAGGAACUUCGCCAAAUUCAUGCCGACAUUAAUGCUAUGGAAACCGUUAUUAAACAGGCGGAAGAAAAUCGUAUCCGUUCGAUUAAUAUGGCCAACCGCGUACACGAGGAAUACGUGCCGCUGAAAACCGAGGUGGACUCUAUGCGUCGCGACUAUCUCGGGCUGGAAAGAUUGCCGGAACUGCACGAAGAGGAAGGAACCAUUAUUUCACCCGACCGCUUCCAAAACUAUUACACCGCCAACAAAUCGCUCUCGACACCUUCCGCCACCUUCUCUCGUCCACCGCUGUCCGCCCACCAUCCACUGCCACCCGAUGCGCCGGCCACAUCGCUGCCGCCGUCCGCACCGCCCGGAUUUCUUCCACCGCCCCCGGUAGCGAUGCGAAUCAACAAACCUCCGGAACUGCCUACGAACCGGCUCCAGCAGGCCCCAUCAACGAUCGGCAUCGGCCAUCCGACAUUCAGGUCUGAUUUCAAUGUGAAUUUAAGCAGACAGCAGCCACCCCCGAUGAAGUCGUGUCUAUCGUGCCAUCAGCAAAUCCAUCGCAACGCCCCAAUCUGUCCGCUCUGCAAAGCCAAGAGCCGUUCGCGUAAUCCGAAGAAGCCGAAAAAGAAGGACCAUUAGUCGCGUACCCAGUGCGACGGCUCACCACAUAUUCUUCCCAAAUUUUAAGCUUGAUGGAGAUAAGUAUUUACUGCAUAUUGGAGUGGUUUGAUUCGAUUGCUUUGCCCGUCUGUGUCUACCUUUUCUCCCCUCGUGUGGGCAGCGCCAGUGUGUGGGGCGGAAGGUUAGAUUUGUAAGCAUAUAUUUUGCAUUUUCGUAGCAUGUUAAGGAUACGUACAAUUUUAUGUAGCGCGAAUGCGUAUGGUCAGCAGUAUAGAUGUAGCUGUAAUGAUUUUGCCCAAGUCGGCUCCGGGCAAAAUCUAUAAAUCUCAAACAUUUUAACAACAAACAAGCCCGCCAGGAAAGUCGUAGUAGCAUUAAGUUUCAAUCGUCGAUCGGCAAACAUAAAUAAAUAAUUUUCAUCAUCGUAAACAAAA
Anopheles coluzzii is the source of this 1469-nucleotide messenger RNA. Its product is annotated as zinc finger C4H2 domain-containing protein. NCBI's taxonomy places the organism in Eukaryota, Metazoa, Arthropoda, Insecta, Diptera, Culicidae. Gene Ontology annotation, cellular component: nucleus. The coding region runs from base 235 to 1053 and encodes 272 amino acids. The transcript has 5 exons. Gene Ontology annotation, biological process: positive regulation of neuron differentiation. The record is from RefSeq and is a predicted model, not a curated record.